Molecule: messenger RNA, 3637 nt
Organism: Cygnus atratus (black swan)
Lineage: Eukaryota; Metazoa; Chordata; Aves; Anseriformes; Anatidae
Gene: GPR82
Product: G protein-coupled receptor 82
Exons: 3
Coding region: 1409-2392 (327 amino acids)
Biological process (GO): G protein-coupled receptor signaling pathway
Cellular component (GO): membrane
Molecular function (GO): G protein-coupled receptor activity
Source: RefSeq, a predicted model, not a curated record
UGAGUAUCAUCAAAUGUAUUUUAGAUAAAAUAAACCAUUUAUAGGUUAGGUGAAUGGAAAUAGUCCACUAAAAGAAUGGAGAAGGUGCUUACAGUUUUGAACUAAUGACAUACUUCUGGCGUUAUUUUUUGUUGUUGUUGCUGAUUUUUUCGUUUUUGUUUUUACUUACAAUAUCCCAUUCCUUUGUUGUCCAUCUCACUAACCAGUUGCAAAAUGAAGUCUGAUAGACUGUAAUUCACUGUAUUAAUCUGUUAUCAUACAAUAGAUCAGAAAAAAAAAGUAGCAUUACCUCUUCGCAGAGCAAGAAUUAUGAGCACUGAAUUAAAAAUACUACAGGCUACUGGUAAUAACCAACUGAGUAAUAAUAAUAAAAAAACUCUGCUAACUGAAAUUGCUCACACCUUUUGGCAUCUGACCACGAUUUCCUUCUAGCACAUUUUCAGGAUAUGUAUUCUUGUGUCUAAAACUGGAUGGAACACCACAGGAACAACGACUUGUAAGACUGCUUAAGAGACUAUUAGAUAUUUAAUACAAGAACCUUUCUAUUAAAACAAAUUUUAACACAAUUAUAUAUUCAAAAGUUGAAAGAAAAGGUAAAACUAAGCUUAACAGGAACAAAAAUUAAAAUAUGCAUGCAAACUAAUUACAGCAUUAUGAACUAAUUACUAAUAUUUCUCAGCAAGUUCCCCUCACUUAAAUUUAAUCUUAAAUGAGAUCAAUUUUUUAGUCUAAAUAGAAGGCCAGAAUACAUGUCCAUCAUUUUAGAACAACAACAACAAAAAUGAACAAUUAAAUCCAUAGUAGAUCACUAAAGUGGAUUCUUGUAUUCUUACAGUGGGUGCUUAUAUGUGAAGCAAAGCAAACACAACAAGAAUCUUAGUAAAACUCCAGGAGUUUUUUUAUGGUAUCUCCUCUGUUCUCAUAGAGGAACUUAUUUAAGGCUUUUGAAAACUCAUAUCUGAUGACCACAGACGUAUCAGAAAGAAGGAAAUUCAGAAGUCUCGAGCUCCGCAGAGCUAAGCGGAGUUUGACUCAUCUGUGAUCAACACUCUUCUUCCGGAGGAGGGAAAACAUUCUUUGUAGCCUUCUGGGUGGUUUCUGUAAAACACUCUAUUUCUUGGACACAAACUGAGUUGGUUUUCCUGAAUGAUUAGUAAGCCUAGAACGCAUCAGCUGUUAACUGCUUCCACAGAAUCCAGCAUGUGACUAGACAUAAGUGAUCUGUUCAUUUGGUCACUGACACGAAGAUAUGACAUGGAUACACUCUUAUUACUGCAGAAUUAAAUAUCAUCCUUUUCAUCGCAGCAGCGGAGAUAAAAAGGACGUAAGACAAAAUUUCCCUCUCUCCAAAGGAAGGUGCCUGCAGCUUGCAUAGCUCUCACCAUUUAUGCAAGAAGACUCGGCAUAAAUGACAAAUUCAACAUGUGUUCUCCAGCCAUCAUUAGCUACUACUGUAGCUCUACCCAUCAUCUACUCUCUCCUAUUUACAACUGGCAGUUUUGGAAAUGCUCUCGCUGCCUGUGUAUUUUUAAGGCAAAUACCCACAAGAAGAACACAAUACAUUUAUCUGGUAAAUCUUGUCACUGCAAAUUUGCUCAUAUGCAGUGCUAUGCCUUUCCUGGCUGCCUAUUUUGCAAAUGGGCAUAAUUGGACAUAUGAAUCUGGAAUAUGCAAGAUAUCGUACCACCUUGGAACUACCAUUACGCAUGUCUGUAUGUAUGUUACAAUUCUAAUUUUAUGUACAAUUGCUUUAAGUCAGUAUGCAACACUGAAGAAAAAUAAUGAUGCACAAUACUCUCAAGCAGUUAAGGAAAACUUCAGCAAACGUGUACUUAAAAAGUUCCGUCAGCCAAAAUUUGCUAAAUAUUUUUCUAUCUUUAUAUGGCUUAUUGUAAUGUGCAUAACGGUAGCAACUAUAACAUAUGAUGCCCAGGCAAGGUCUGAGGAAGCAUUUUACACGUGUUAUAACAAGAGGGUAGAAGCUGGUGAAUUUACUGCAAAGAUUGCAGCAUCUUUUGUUACUGCUUGUUUUUUUCUAUUGUUUGUAACAGUUUUGUUGUCAUACUAUUCUCUUACCAGGCAUCUGAGUAAAAUACAAAAAAACACUUGCAUUGGACAAAAACAUCUGAUUUACAGAACAGUGAAAAGAAACAUUCUUGUCAUCCAGAUAAUUUUAACUGUCUGCUUUCUUCCAUAUCAUGUUUUUAGGCCAAUUUUUUAUGCACUGCUUCUAGAUGGAGACUGUUCAAGGCUAAACUAUCUAGUGGAAAUUAAAAAUUUCCUUGCUUGUCUCGCUGUUUCUAGGAGUAGUGUAGACCCAGCUAUAACCCUUCUACUAGAUAGAACAUUAAAGAAAAGUUUGUAUGACCUGUUUAAAAAAUCCACACCUUAACACCACCAAUAUAAACCUGGUAUUUUCACUGAAAAGAUCCCCUGCAAUGUGAAGUAAUGCAGAAAGAAUUUAGUAAAACUGAACUAACAGUAAACUCAUUUUGACUCCUAUAAUCAGACUUUUACAUGAAAUGGCAAAUAUCUAAAUAAAAUGAUAACAUAUUACAUGUAUAUAUAUUUUUUAAUAUGAUCUUGUUUGCUACAUCAACAUUAGCCAUAAUAAAUCCUAAGUGUAUAUCCAAAUGAAUCCAAGUAAUUCGUACAAUGAGCUGUGUACUGCCACUUUAUCCAUGCAAAGCAAAAGACAUUUAUGUCUGAGCUAUGGACAGUGUUUUCUACCUAAACGAUCAAGGAAGAUGACAGAAACCAGUCUGAGACUGAAGACAAUUUUCUUCUGUUACCAGUAUUCCCAAGUUUUGGACAUGGGCUUUCUUUACAGACAAGAAAGAACAAAGCAUAGAUGUUUUCUGUGGAAUGGGUAGAUCAUAUAUCAAAGGCUUAAGGAAGCAAGCAAAGAGAACUACAAAACACAUUCAAGAUUGACAUGUGGUUUUUUGCUCACGAGUGUAUGGGUAGAAGGCUGAUUCCCCCCUUCCCCCCACCCCUGGGAAUGCAUUUUUUAUUCUAGCCUUCACAGGAAAUCUCACAGUUAAGAAUUACUUAAUCACUCUGCUCUGGCAUUUCCUAUCAUGGGCUCAGAGUGUCAUUGCAAUGACAUUUGCAACAGGGUGAUUCUGAAGAGAAAGGCUGGACAGUGACUGCUAACUUAGAGGGGUGAAAUAUCCACAUAGGAAGAGAACUCUGGUGGCCUAAGAUUUAGUGUUUGAGACAAAUGGGUUUUGUAUGUGCUCUGUAGCUUGGUCAGGAACUGUUUUUCUCGGAAACCUAUCCAUGGCAGCUAUGUUAAUAGCUGAGGCACUGGCUUCCUUAUUGGUGCAUUUGUGUGCCUUUGUGUACUCAGGACACUGUACUGUGCUGGUUUCAGCUAGGAUAGUCAACUUUCUUAAAUAGUAGCUGGUAUGGUGCUGGGUUUGGAUUUGUGAUGAAAAUAAUGUUGACAACACACCAGUGUUUUAGUUGCAGAGCAGCUCUUGCACAGAGCCAAGGCCUUUUCUGCUUUUUGUGCUGCUCUGCCAGCAGGGAAGAGGCUGGGGCUGCCCAAGGAGCUGGGAGGGGACACAGCCAGGACAGCUGCCCCAAACUGGCCAGAGGGAUGUCCCAUCCCAUGUGGCAUCAUGCUUAACAG